Molecule: messenger RNA, 1790 nt
Organism: Vitis riparia (riverbank grape)
Lineage: Eukaryota; Viridiplantae; Streptophyta; Magnoliopsida; Vitales; Vitaceae
Product: CBL-interacting serine/threonine-protein kinase 7-like
Exons: 1
Coding region: 80-1339 (419 amino acids)
Biological process (GO): protein phosphorylation; signal transduction
Molecular function (GO): protein kinase activity; ATP binding
Source: RefSeq, a predicted model, not a curated record
GCUCCACUCUGAACGAGCCUGGGCAGCGCUGCCUCCGUUAGGGUUGCGGCUACCGCCGGCCUUUCCCCCUCCUGCCUUCAUGGAACCUACCCCCGCCGGGCUUAUCCUUGGCAAGUACAAACUCGGCCGCCUUCUCGGCCGAGGCAGCUUCGCCAAGGUGUACCAGGCCCACUCCAUCACCGACGGCACUGCCGUGGCCGUGAAGAUCAUGGACAAGGCACGAAGUGUUGAGGCCGGCAUGGAGUCUCGGAUCGUUCGCGAAGUGACUGCCAUGCGGAGCCUUCAGCAUCCCAACAUCCUCAAAAUCUACGAGAUCAUGGCCACUAAAUCCAAGAUUUACUUGAUUAUUGAGUUGGCCAAAGGAGGCGAACUCUUCACCAAAAUCUCUCGCCGUGGGCGCCUCACUGAGGCAGCGGCGCGCCGUUACUUCCAGCAACUGGUAUCGGCUCUCUUGUUCUGCCACCAGAACGGCGUGGCUCACCGCGACAUGAAGCCGCAGAACCUUCUCCUGGACCAGGACGGUAACCUCAAGGUCUCCGACUUCGGGCUGUCCGCGCUUCCGGAUCAACUUAAGAACGGACUGCUCCACACCGCUUGUGGCACGCCUGCGUACACGGCGCCGGAGGUCGUUUCUCGGAAAGGCUACGACGGCGCAAAGGCGGACGCGUGGUCUUGCGGAGUCAUACUUUUCGUCUUUCUUUCUGGCUUUCUCCCGUUCGAUGAUAGUAAUCUCGUGACAAUGUACCGGAAAAUCCAUCGUCGGGAUUACCAGUUUCCGUCUUGGAUCUCGAGGCCGGCGCGAUCGGUAAUAUCACAGUUGCUCGAUCCGAAUCCUAAUAAAAGGAUGAGCAUCGAAGCGCUGAUGGAAUCUGCCUGGUUCAAGAAAUCUACGCCGGCGAAAAAACUUGAACAUGCAAGUUCGUUUGAUUCAGACAUGGAAUCAAUGAAAGUUUGUGAAUAUGGUUCAGCGCCGCUAACCAUGAAUGCUUUCGACAUAAUAUCGAUGUCGUCUGGGUUGGACCUGUCGGGGCUUUUCUUCGAAGCAGCAGCGAAUAAGAAGGAGAAGAGGUUCAUGUCGAGGGCAUCAGCAGAGAUAACUGUGGAGAAGAUGAGAGAGGUUGGUGAGAAAUUGGGAUACGGUGUUGAGAGAGGGAAGGUUGGAAGUACAAGGAGGGAGGCGGGAAGGGUGGUUCUGUUGGUCGAAGUUUCAGAAGUUGCUCCAUCAUUGUUACUAGUGGAGGUGCAGGUGGUAGACGGAGGAGAAUUUGAGUUGAAAUGGGAAAUUGUGAAAGCUGGGCUUGAAGAUAUAGUUGUUUCAUGGGAGGGUAGUGGGAUGUAGAUGAGUUGGAGCAGCGUUCAGAUGGGGAGUUGUGAAAGCUAGGCUUGUAGAUACAGUUGUUUCAUGGCAGAACCGCGGGAUGUAGAGGAGUUGAAGCAUUGUUUAGAAGGUAGUUAAUUGGGGAUUUAGAAAUUAAUGCAGAAUUGGUUGAAGGGGAGUAGUUCUUCACGGCAAAUAGCAUAUGGGGAGCAUUGCUGGAUGAAAUUCGGUGUCCGGUGGUGAAUUUAACAGUGGUUCUCCGAGGGUGGGUUACAAGCAUCUUGUUUGGUCAUCAGAUUGGUUGUUUAGCCAUAUUCCUGCAGAUGAAACUUGGAACAGAUUCUGUAAAAAAAAAAAAAAUGGAAGGAUUUUGCUUUUCUCCUUUUUCUUCUAUCCCAGUUGGUGGUGUAUUCUCCUAAUUUAAUAAAUAUAAUAUAUAUGGCAAAAAUGAACUUACCGCUUAUCAGGCUCA